CCGAGAAGUUGACCCACCAGCAGGUUUUUUUUUUUUUCCCCCCCGUGUAGGUGGAGAAGCUGAAGAUUUCGAAAUGAUUUCCUCAAGCUUCAGGGACUGCCAGGCAUGGAGGGCGGAGGGGCUUACAUUGUCCACCAGCAGUAAUGAGGCUUGUAAAAUGUAUGACGCCAUACUCACGCAGUACGUGAAGUGGAGGAACGAUGACAGCUUGGGAGGAAUUGAAGGAUGCAUUUCUGCUGUCCAGGCAGCUGACCCAAAUUUUGUUAUGGGGCAUGUGAUAAGUACAGGCCUGGAGCUAGUGGCAACAACAAGCUCCACCAGGCUGGAUGAGCGUCUGUCAAGUGCUGUGAGGAGGACGGUGGAACUUGCCAACAGCCAGGACAUCACUUCCAGAGAGAGACUCCAUGUCCAAGCCAUGGAGCUCUUCUCACACGGAAAUUUUCCGAAAGCCUGUGAGGCAUGGGAAGAUAUUCUGCUAGACCACCCAACUGAUAUGUUGGCCCUCAAGUUUGCACAUGAUGCUUAUUUCUACAUGGGAGCCCAAAUGCAAAUGAGGGACUCAGUGGCCAGGGUGCUUCCCCACUGGAAACCACACAUGCCUUUGUCCAGCUACCUGAAUGGACUAUAUUCCUUUGGUCUCCUGGAAACUCGUUUCUAUGACCAGGCUGAGAAAGUAGCCAUGGAGGGGCUCGCUCUAACUCCCGACGAUGCUUGGUCAGUCCACUCUGUAGCCCAUGUUUGUGAGAUGAAGGCAGAGUUGGACAAAGGCUUGAAGUUCAUGGAAAGUAGAGAGAAAGACUGGGAGGUAACUGACAUGCUGGCCAGUCAUAACUAUUGGCACUGGGCUCUAUUUUUCAUCGAGAAGAGGCAACACGAAGCUGCUCUGCAAAUAUACGACACUCAGGUUUUCAGGCGUUGCAAGGCCUCGGGAGCCAUGUUGGACAUUGUAGAUGGCUGCUCAUUACUUUACAGAUUGGAAAUGGACGGAGUGUGUGUGAAGGAGCGUUGGCAGGAGCUGCUCCAAGUAACUCGGCCUCACACUGACGAUCACGUGACCUUGUUUAAUGACCUUCACUUCCUUAUGGUGUCGCUGGGAGCUAAAGAGACUGGGACUAGUCGGCGUCUGCUGGAGGGCCUUCAGGAAUUGGCGAAGGAUCCAGGAGACAAUCAGCAGCAUCAGCUGGCCGGGACUAUAGGGAUACCAAUGUGCCAGGCUAUGCUGGAGUACAACCAGGGUAACUACGGUCAAACUGUGGAGCUACUAUACCCUUUACGCUAUCACAUGGUAGACAUAGGUGGCAGUGAUGCACAGAGGGAUCUGUUUAAUCAGCUGCUUAUUCAUGCUGCGAUGAAAUCGGAGAAUAAGCACCACCAGAAGCUGGGAAGAUGUCUUCUGGCAGAGCGCGAUGCCGUGAGGCCAAACUCUCCUCUGACCCAUCGUCUGAUGCAGAAAGCUCUUGCACUUCAGGACUAGAGGUGCACAAACCAGUUCCCAUAUAAAAAAACAACCAUUGUGGGUUUAAAAGAUUUAACUAUCAAGAGCUUGGAGUGUUAAGAGAGUGGAAACCUUUCAUGCAAAUCUCAUUGUAGUUCGCAUUGAAGUUCUUUCUUACUAUAGACUCCAAGUAUUCAAUAAUUAAUACACAGCUGUAAGCUAGUUUGACAUGAAAAAAUAUGUAAAAUUGAAUUAUUCAAAUUUCUGCAAUAACUUAUGUGCAAAAUUUUUUUUCUUUUAUUCAUUCCAAAAAUUGUUAAUUUUAUUCCCCAAAUAAUUGUAUUUCCAUUUUUCUAAUGAAAGCUUUUAUUACAUUACAUGACAGUGGUGGCGCUGUGCACUCUGAAGCUAGACUGAAAACAAUGUUAUUUUAAAUGAGCCUUCUCUCACUUUCUAUAUUUAAACAAAUAAACAUUUGCUUUUAUAAAUAUUCUAUAUUGAUUGUUUAGCUUAUCAGAGCUUCAAAUGAUGAUUAAUAUUACUGCCACUGGAUCUUGACUUGUGAUGCUCAGCAAUAAACAACCCCGCCCCCCCAACCCUGUUUAGCUGGUUUAAUGCUGUUGUACGUUUUAUAAACAGUCUUAAGUCCUUUCAUUUAUUUAGUUACUGUACAACUUGGUAUGAUUUUGAAAUUGCUUUUACAUUGUUGUAAAAAGAUUUCCACUGGGCUAAAUUGAGUAGCAGCUGUUCAGCUGGUGCUACAAGGCUGAACCCCGACUGAAAGGUGGGAAUGUGGUGGUAAUGCUGCUGAAAUACAUAAAAAUGUGAGAUUUAAAGAAAGAGAAAAAUGUUUUGUUGGGGGAAAAUAGCAUUUUGAAAUUUCAAAUACCUAAAAUGUUAUAUUGAAAUUGAUGUAACAUUUUAAAAUGAGCUUCCUUUGAUUAAAAAAAAUCAAAAAUGUAACAUUUAUUUCUUUGAUUAGAGUUUAAAAAUAACUGAUUUAAUACUGAACUCUUUGAUCUAUAUCUAUGUAUGUAACAUCAGCAAUAGGCUGACAAUGUCUAUGAUAAAUGGUGUUGAAGAAAUAAUAUACAAAAACCAAUCUUUGGACUUUGAGCGAAAUAAAUUCGUCACAGUUGUGACUUAUGAAGCA
Messenger RNA from Maylandia zebra (zebra mbuna), 2588 nucleotides. It is a transcript of the gene ttc38, whose product is annotated as tetratricopeptide repeat domain 38. The record is from RefSeq and is a predicted model, not a curated record. Gene Ontology annotation, molecular function: protein binding. NCBI's taxonomy places the organism in Eukaryota, Metazoa, Chordata, Actinopteri, Cichliformes, Cichlidae.